ACAAAGACAUACAACAGAACUGCGAAAUGGGAAUAAUGCCAGAGAUCGGGAGGGCGUGGGUCGCCAUCGACUGCUAUAUAUAUCUCUGGAAUUAUGAUAACGGAAGUGAUGUCGCAUAUUAUGAUGGCUUAAGCGAAACCAUUCUUAGCGUUGGAUUAGUUAAACCCCGUGAAGGUGUCUUUAAGCCACACAUUAAAUACCUGUUGAUUCUGACGACAGCCGUUGAGAUACUAUUACUUGGCAUCACUUUUAGCACCUGUGAAGACGGCUCAGAAGGCGAGCUCCUCUUAGUUCCCGACCCUAUCUUCAGAGUGACGACCGAUAAUAUUGUGAUGAAUGUAAUCAUGGGUUCAGUCGACGGCCGCAUAUUUCUUGGUGGCAAAGAUGGCUGUCUUUACGAAGUGAUAUAUCAGGCCGAAGACGGA
Molecule: messenger RNA, 425 nt
Organism: Medioppia subpectinata
Lineage: Eukaryota; Metazoa; Arthropoda; Arachnida; Sarcoptiformes; Oppiidae
Source: the annotation of a GenBank genome assembly